Eremothecium gossypii ATCC 10895 is the source of this 1074-nucleotide messenger RNA. It is a transcript of the gene MUM2, whose product is annotated as Mum2p. Bases 1 to 1074 code for a protein of 357 amino acids. Lineage: Eukaryota; Fungi; Ascomycota; Saccharomycetes; Saccharomycetales; Saccharomycetaceae. The transcript is spliced from 2 exons. The record is from RefSeq and is marked provisional.
AUGAACAGUAGCGGGUUUAUGCUAUUUCAGCACCAGAACAGUCUCGAUGCGUCUUUUGCGAACCUGAACUUCGGGGAUGGCAGCGCGGUGGGCCAGGGAGAGGCAGCGGGGAAUUCAUUCAUGGGCGGCAACGGCCACCCGGGCAAUAGCGUGGUGAGCGCGCCGUCGCCGAUGGCGAGCUACGCGCAGCAGCGCGAGCCGCAGCGCGAGCAGAAACAGACGCCGAAGCAGCAGCGCGAGCAGAAGCAAGUGGCGAAACACUUCCACGGGCACCACCACCAGCAUUCCAAGGGCAGCACGAGCAGCCUGGAGCAGGCGAUGGGUGGGGGUACGUCGUACUGGAACACGGACUCGUCGGCGACCUCGUCGAUCGUAUCCAUCGAUCCAGGGGUCGCCGCUGGCGGGUCGACGGCGGGAACGCUGACCACAGCGAGUAUUAUGGACGGUCAUACGGCCAAGUCAUCUUCCGGGUUCAGCACGACGUUUGCCACGACGUCGAGCCAGCAAUCUAAUCCCUCCCACGGCUCGCUGGAGUCGAUGGAGUCGCUGCGACUGGAGCUGCAGUUGAAAGAGACACAGAUAGAGUCUCUGGAAGACGAGAUCACCAAGUUGAAAAGCAUAUUUAACCAAGGCCUGACUUUUAAGCAGCAGGAGCAGCAGCUGCAGAAGCGCAAACUACACCAGCACGCCCUAGAUCUCGAUCACAUGCCGGUUGAGAUACCCGCCAAUCUGGAAAUCAUAUUUAACAAGCUGGCCACCUCACUGAAGCGCAAGGACGAGGAGCUGGAGGAUACGCGGAAGCGACUUGAGAGCAUUAUGACCGCCAUCGCCUUAAAUCCCUCUAAUUCCGUUACCCGAUUCGGCCGUUAUGACGAAGAAGCCCUCGCUCACAAGAUGAUUGUCCGACUCGAAAUGUUGACAAAAGAGAACCAGGAGAUGGCGAAACUGCUCAGCUAUGGAAGAUCGAAGGAAACGCAUAUUGAAUUGGAACUACUAAAGAAAGUCAAUAGAGAUUUACAGCGCAAGGUUGAGCAGCUCGAGAAGCAAUUGGCAAACAGUGGCAACGGGAAGUGA